GAACCCACAGAGCCUGAGCCAGCAGAACCCGGAACCAACAGAGAUGAACCAGCAGAGCCUGAAGCAACAGAUCCUGAAAUAGCAGUGCCUGAACCAGAAGAGCCUGAACUGGAAGAGCCUGAACUGGAAGAGCCUGGACCAGGAGAGUCUGGACCAGCACCACUGGAAGAACCUGAUCCAGUAGAGCCUGAGCCAGUAGAAAAGCCUGAAACAGCAGAGCCUGAACCGGUAGAGCCUGAACCAGUAAAGUCUGAACAUUCAGGGAAGACAGAACCAGCAGAGCCUGAUCCUGCACUGCCUGAACCCACAAAGCCUGAGCCAGCAGAACCUGAACCAGCAGAGAGAGAACCAGCAGAGCAUGAAGAAACAGAACUAGCAGGGCCUGAACCAGCAGAGCCUGGAGAGCCUGAACCUGCAGAGCCUGAGCUAGUAGAAGAACCUGAACCAUUAGAGCCUGAACCAUUAGAGCCUGAGGCUACAGAGCCUGAACCAACAGAGCCUGAAGAAGCAGAGACAGAACAACUAGCAGAGCAUGAAGAACCUAAACCAGCAGAACCUGGGCCGGCAGAAUCUGAACUAUUAGAGCCUGAACCAGCAGAGCCUGAGCCAGUAGAGCCUGUGCCUGCAGAUUCUGAAGCAGCAGAUCCUGAAGCAGCAGAGCCUGAACCAGCAGAGCCUGAAGCAGCAGAUCCUGAAAUAGCAGAGCCUGGGGAGCCUGAACCAGCAGAAUCUGUUGAGCCUGAACCAGAAGAGCCUGAACCAGAAGAGCCUGAACCAGCAGAGUCUGAACCAGUAGAACCGGAACCUUCAGGAGAGUCUGAGCUAGUAGAGCCUGAAACAGAAGCGCCUGAACCAGCAGAGCUUGAGCCAGUAGAGCCUGAACACGAAGAUUCUGAAGCAGCAGAGCCUGGGGAGCCUGAACCAGCAGAACCUGAACCAGGAGAGCCUGAACCAGAACAGCCUGAACUGGUAGAUCCUCAACCAGGAGAGUCUGGACCAGCAGCACAGGAACCUGAGCUAGUAGAGCCUGAAACAGAAGCGCCUGAACCAGCAGAGCUUGAGCCAGUAGAGCCUGAACACGAAGAUUCUGAAGCAAGAGCCUGGGGAGCCUGA
Messenger RNA from Oncorhynchus tshawytscha (Chinook salmon), 1113 nucleotides. Its product is annotated as protein TsetseEP-like. The annotation marks the transcript as partial. The transcript has a single exon. NCBI's taxonomy places the organism in Eukaryota, Metazoa, Chordata, Actinopteri, Salmoniformes, Salmonidae. The record is from RefSeq and is a predicted model, not a curated record.